CACGGCACUGGACCAUUCAGUCGGCAAAGAAGUGCUCGCAACGAAAGACGCAAUCGAGUCGCGUACUGCGUAGCUUUCUGGAAGUUACUCGUGGCAACGGAGCAACAGAGCAAGCGACCGGAGUAUAAAGUUGUCCCUUGUUUUGAUUGCAAACGAUCACUCGGACGACGCCAGCACAUUUAGCAAGUGAAUUGUACAAGUUUUGACUGCGAUAAAAGGCAACCGCGUCACAGGUAGAAGAUGGCAAGCAAAGAUGUAGGCUUCCGCACGGAGUCGGACACGUUCGGCGAGCUGAAGGUGCCGAACGAUAAAUACUACGGUGCUCAGACCGUACGCUCCACGAUGAACUUCCCGAUCGGUGGACCGACCGAACGGAUGCCCCAGCCCGUCAUCACUGCCAUGGGCAUCCUGAAGAAGGCGGCCGCCCUGGUGAACAAGGAGUACGGGCUGGAUCCGAAGAUUGCCGACGCGAUCGCGCUGGCCGCGGACGACGUGAUCUCCGGCAAGCUGUACGACGACCACUUCCCGCUCGUGAUCUGGCAGACGGGCUCGGGCACGCAGACGAACAUGAACGUGAACGAGGUGAUCAGCAACCGGGCGAUCGAGCUGCUCGGCGGCCAGCUCGGCUCGAAGACGCCCGUCCACCCGAACGAUCACGUCAACAAGUCACAGUCGUCGAACGACACCUUCCCGACGGCGAUCCACGUGUCGGUGGCCCGCGAGCUGACGGGCAAUCUGCGCCCCGCCAUCCAAACGCUGCACGACGCGCUCAAGGCCAAGUCGGACGAGUUCAAGGACAUUAUUAAGAUUGGCCGCACGCACACGCAGGACGCGGUGCCGCUGACGCUCGGCCAGGAGUUCAGCGGGUACGUGCAGCAGAUGGCCUUCGCGCUGGAUCGCAUCGAGGCGGUGCUGCCGCGCGUGUACAUGCUCGCCAUCGGUGGCACCGCGGUCGGUACGGGACUGAACACGCGCGUCGGGUUCGCCGAGAAGGUGGCGGCCAAGAUCGGCGAGCUGACGGGGUUGCCGUUCGUGUCGGCGCCGAACAAAUUCGAAGCGCUGGCGGCGCGCGACGCGAUGGUGGAAGUGUCCGGCUGUUUGAACACGAUCGCCGUCAGCUGCAUGAAGAUUGCGAAUGACAUUCGCUUCCUCGGUUCCGGACCGCGCUGCGGACUCGGUGAGCUGAGCCUGCCGGAGAACGAACCGGGCAGCUCGAUCAUGCCGGGCAAGGUGAAUCCAACGCAGUGCGAAGCGAUGACCAUGGUGUGCGCGCAGGUGAUGGGAAACAAUGUGGCCGUUACGGUGGGUGGAUCGAAUGGCCACUUUGAGCUGAACGUGUUCAAGCCCCUGGUCGUCUCGAACGUGCUGCGAUCGAUCCGGCUGCUCUCGGACAGCGCCCGUACCUUCACGAAGAACUGUGUGGUGGGCAUCGAGGCCAACCGGGCCAACAUUGACAAAAUCAUGAACGAGUCGCUGAUGCUGGUCACGGCACUGAAUCCGCACAUCGGCUACGACAAGGCGGCCAAGAUUGCCAAGACGGCACACAAGGAAGGCACCACGCUGAAGCAGUCCGCCCUCAAGCUGGGCUACCUGACCGAGCAACAGUUUGCCGAAUGGGUCCGACCGGAGAACAUGCUGGGACCGAAGUGAAGUCAUUGAAAGAAGGGAAAACAACAGCAACAAAAAACACAACAAAUUCAUCCGAUCACAAACAGUCUCGUCAACGGUGGUGCAACAAUUUCGAAAAAUGAACGAGUAGAAGAAUGAAUUAUUUAUUUACCACG
Messenger RNA from Anopheles merus, 1784 nucleotides. Its product is annotated as fumarate hydratase, mitochondrial-like. The transcript has 3 exons. NCBI's taxonomy places the organism in Eukaryota, Metazoa, Arthropoda, Insecta, Diptera, Culicidae. The record is from RefSeq and is a predicted model, not a curated record. Gene Ontology annotation, biological process: tricarboxylic acid cycle; malate metabolic process; fumarate metabolic process. Gene Ontology annotation, cellular component: mitochondrion; tricarboxylic acid cycle heteromeric enzyme complex. Gene Ontology annotation, molecular function: fumarate hydratase activity. The coding region runs from base 241 to 1650 and encodes 469 amino acids.